GAAAAAUAAAACAUAAUGGAGGAGUAGAUGAGCAGAGUGCCCUUUAUGAAUUCUUUGAAGUGGACCUCUACAAAGUUGAAGAACAAUAUUAUGCAUUAUUUCAGAAAUUGAUCCAUCAUUAG
Molecule: messenger RNA, 122 nt
Organism: Cetraspora pellucida
Lineage: Eukaryota; Fungi; Glomeromycota; Glomeromycetes; Diversisporales; Gigasporaceae
Source: the annotation of a GenBank genome assembly